CGUCAUGGUGAGAUCUACGUGUCUGGGACAACAUUUUGUCCUCUGAGUCAUUCUCUCUUCUACGUUUCAACGGUGAAAGAAAGUGUAGGAAGGGUUUAUGAGCUUUUGGGGGAGAAGAGAGAAUGAGUUUUUGGGGUUUUACGACUAGUUUCCAAGAAGACAAAGAGAAGGAGGAGUGGCCAAAAUUUUGUGGGCCUAGAGUUUGAUGAGUCCUGCACAUGACUCAUCAUAUUUGCUGACAUAUCCUGCCUGCAUGCCAUGACAAAUAAAAAUUUCAGUACUUGUCGUUAAUUUUGCGGAUGGAAGUGGUGACGGUGUACACGUAAUACAACUUACAGGCUUUAGUUUCAACAAGAUUACGUUAAGUGGUUAACGUGCAACAAUUGCAAGAGUUAAGUGGCACUUGGUGCAAUUAACCCGAUAGAAUACUACCCCUCGGUAAAGCAUCCUACCCCAAGAAUAAUACCGACCGGUCUCAAAUUCCCCGGUAUUAGUGCAUGUUCAACGACAGGAACUUGACCCGCCAUCCCCAUUCCCCUCGUGAAACCCCUUUUUUCUUGUAGUGUACUCCUUGGAGGGAACAUCUGGAACAACUUUAUCACUAGCUAGAGCAUCUACAAUAAUGCAAUUUGAAAACAAAUUGCAUAUGUGGUUCUAAUUGCCACAUUGACAUUUUUUGCAAUAAAACACAUAUUAUAUUGUACUUCCAUCAAUUCAAUUCAUUUUCUAUUUCUGUUAGUUAUUAAACAAUAUGUUUAAAUUAUGACAAAUGUAAGGAGAAAAAAACUAACCAUCCCCCAUUUUUUAGGCCACUUUGACUUUCGUAUGCAAUUAAUUUUGUUGUAAGACUAAAAAUAUGCAAUGGUUAACACUAUGAUUGUCAUGACAAUGGCAUGCCGUGCCGACUGGUACAACCGAGUUCAAAUGGUACGAUGACUCACUUCUACUGUCACUCUAGGAAUUGGCCAAGUGUAACCACUUCCUAAAGCGUAGUAUAGCGGGUUUGGGUUUAAUUAUCAACCCGGGUCCUAGAUUUGAUGACUACUCAGUGAAUUCUUGUUAUCUAGCAAUGAAACUGGAAUGCAAGUCUAAACUAACAAACUAACAAAGCAAGUAAACUGUUGUAUUCAGGUUAAGAGAGGUCACCCGGAUAUGGUUCCCCCUAGACUGCAGUUAAGCCGCAUUGUAAUUACCAAGUUCAGUUUCUAUGAUAGUUAUACUGCGGAAGGUUCUUAAACAGCCUGAAGUCUCGACUAAAGGUCUUCAGACCCUCUCAAUCUGAAUCUCUAGCGGGCGACUAACCCCCACCGGAGUAAACAGAUUGAGGCCUUAACAAACAAAACCUCCACUACCGGAGUAAAUCCGGUACAGAAUAGUGAGUUGGCUCCUCGACUAAAGUCACCAACUCCCUACCUUCAAUCAAGAAUGCUCCAUCAACCUAGGCAGAUAUUCUCAUUCUAGGUUAAAGCAGAAACAACAGGAAUUUGAUCAGGAUUCAAGUCAUUCAAUCAUUCAAACCUCAAUCGAAUAUAAUCAAAUCAUAGAAUCAGUACUUGGGUUCAUACAAUCAAAGCCUAACAUACAAAUCUAGGGUUCUCCAUACCCAGAUGAAUGGGAGAACUACUCCAUGGAGAAAGAAGCAAAAGCAGAAUCAGACGCGGAAUUCAUACUGUGAAGGAUGGAUUCUUGCUCCUGGACGUUGAUCGGCACUUCUCCAAGCUCAAACUGGCCUCCAAUGGUGAUGAAGAUCAAGCUAGGGCACUUGGAGACUCUUGUUCGUCGCUUUCUCUCUCUAGGAAUCGCUCUGUCUCUCUAAAACUCGAAUCCCCUUCUGUUUGGCUGAAAAUCUGCUUAAAAGGGCAUCAGUGGCCAAAGCACGGUCGAGGGCACGGCCGUGUAAUGCCUCAGCCCGCCCGUGCUUUGGCUAGGGUUAAUUACACGGCCAGUGCAUUGGGAGAAACACGGACGUGUUUCAUGAUGGACACGGCCGUGCUUUGGUGACCACGGCCGUGCUUUCUCUAAGCCCUGCCCGUGUUUUUAGCCAAUGUUUGCCAAACUCGAAUUUUCUCUCGGUAGUAAAAACACGGCCACAGAACACGGUCGUGUUCUGUUUUAGGCGUGCCCGUGUUCUGGCUCCAGCUCAACGAAAUGACUUCCGAAUGCCCCGAAACUCGUGCUUAGCCUUUCCUUUGACGCUUGGGACCUGAAAUAUGACAAAAUAGCACAACCCGGCGUAAAAUAGGCCAAAAUACACGACUAUGCCUCUCAAACGGAUAAGAACUAGGGGCGCAAAUAUGUGCAAUUACAUCGUUAUCAAAUUCCCCCACACUUAACCGUUUGCUUGUCCCCAAGCAAACCAAGUCAGACACAAGGUAAGCUCAAAACAACAAGGCAUGACAUAUCGGCACAAAACACGUGGAUCAUACUGGCUUUCGAUCAGUAACACAUGGACAACUUCAAUGACAACCUAGACAACCACCACAGAUGACAUUCGAAUGCAGUAAAACCGAGCAAAGGAAGAGUCUCCCUUCUGUUCACCAACCAACAUAGACUUGACUCAACCACUUGUUCAAAACAGUCACAUCAUGCACAAAGUUCAAGAUAUCAGAAUUAAGACCGAGCAAUCUAGGUCCUCACCGGGAUAAAGAGUAUAGAGAAUAAGAGAAAAUGAAUCGCUCACUCUCGACCAGUGCGGUCAGGACAAUAUGAUGCGAAAAAUGCGCAUGCUUAAUCUCUCAAUCCCUAACAUCUCUUCACCAUGAAUGCAGCCUCUAUGUUCUAGAGUUCACAUAUGGGGUGUCAUCACCAACUAAUCCGGAGGUCUUAGACACAGGUUCAGAUGACUGGCUAGGGUCUUGGACAUGGGGAAAAGGCCUUUUAGGUGGUGGAAGUAUUCAUACAGCACAAGGUUCCACAUUUCCAAACCCAACAGACUCACAAUCAAUCAAACCAAAAACUUUCUUUCUGCUAUUAUGCAUUACUCAAGUUCAGAGCACAAGAGCGAAGGAGGCUACAUAAAUGCUAGUAUUUCUA
Messenger RNA from Linum trigynum, 3033 nucleotides. The record is from the annotation of a GenBank genome assembly. NCBI's taxonomy places the organism in Eukaryota, Viridiplantae, Streptophyta, Magnoliopsida, Malpighiales, Linaceae.